AGUGCCUGCGAGCUCCAGGCUGCUUGGGGAAUUCACUUUGCCGCUUUUACGCUUCUCCCUCUUCGGGAUUCUUCUGCUGGCUUUCUGGCUCCGGCCCUCUCCUUUCCUUUACACGGAGAACUUCGCGGCGGUUUCUCUUUCCCCUUGGAGGAGAGGAUUAAAAGUUCCAAGAACUGGUGUCGCCCGUGCCGCUCGGGCGCUGGGACGGUGCUUGCCGGCGGGGUUCCAGUCCCACCAUGUGCACCAACAUAGUUUACGAGUGGCUGAAAGCGCUGCAGCUCCCGCAGUACGCGGAGUCCUUCGUGGAUAACGGCUACGAUGACCUGGAGGUGUGCAAACAGAUCGGGGACCCGGACCUGGACGCCAUCGGGGUGCUGGCGCCCGCGCACCGCCGCCGCAUCCUGGAGGCCGUGCGCCGGCUGCGGGAGCAGGAUGCCGCCGCCGCCGGCCUCUACUUCACGCUGGAGCCGCAGCCGCCGCCCGUGCCGCCCGCGGUGACCGUCCCCACCGGCCGCCGGGGGGAGCCGUGUGGCGGCCCGGCCUCGGGCACCCGCGGGGACCCCCGCAGCCAGACGACCGCCCCCCGCAGCAGGGAGCUGGUGAGCUACCCCAAGCUGAAGCUGAAGAUCAUGAUCAGGGAUAAGCUCGUCCGCGACGGCAUCCACCUGAGCAAGCCCCCGUACUCCCGCAAGGUCCCCAUGGCCGGCAUCCUAGAGUACUUAAUGAAUUGGCCGAAGUCAUCACAGAACCGCUAGAUAUCAUUUUUGAGAACUCGUGGAGGACUGAUGAGGUGCCUGAAGACUGGAAAAGGGCAUAUUUAGAACCUUCUUUCAAAAAAGGGACAUGGAUGAUGACCCUGGAAAUACUCAUCAGCUUAACUUUUUGCUUGGAAAAAUUCUGGAAUAAUCAACUUAGUAUACUGGGUAACUAACUUACAACAGCUAGAAAUGAGGCAGUGAAACAUCACAUAAAGAAGAACUGAGUUCAGUUUUGAGAUAAGGUCUUGUGCAUACUUUGGGAACUCUCCUGUCCAUUCUCCGAAUUCUUGGGGGGAAAUAAAUGAGGUUGGCUGAGGCAUUUGGGUGAUAACUGAUUGUAAGUGUAAUAUAAGACACAGAGCAGGUUUCUGGCAUUAGCUUGCCAUUACGUCGUUUCCACAUUAGCCUUUAACUUGAGAAUUAGGAGCUUUCAUUUUAUAUUUUAACAUACAUCUUCUUCUCGCUUCAUAUAGGACCAUGUUUUCGUGGGUUGAGAUUUUUUUUUUUAUAGAAUUCAAUAUAGAAUAGUUUGGUGAUGGAAUUCUUAUUUUAAGGUGCUUUUUAUAGUCAUUUCAUAUAUAGGUAGAAUCAUAAAGCUGAUGAAUUAAGGAACAUCACCCAGGAAAGACCAAUUUUUCUAACUUCUAGUUUUAAAUUUAACCUGGCUAAAGUUUAGACCAGUAACAGUGUCUUGCCCUCCCAGAAGCCCGGCUAGAGCCAGCUCUGUAACUUGAUAGCUAGUUUCCUCACUCCCUGGGGGCUGCCAAGGCCAGUGUUGUGUCCAGUCCCACCUCACUCCCCAAGUUGCUGAUGUCAGGCCUGUGGGGGGCAGGGAGGUAGACCUAACCACUGGCCGCAUAACCACAGCCAGAAAGGAGAGUAGAAGGAAGUAGGGGAAGGAAAUGAAGACAAAUCUGGAAUAUUCCUGAUUCUUACUCUUCUUGCCUUUGGAUGUCAGUAGUUUUAUUUCCUGCUUAGAAAACACAGCCAUGUUGAUGGGAUCAAAAAUAAUUGAAAGGAAGUUAUCAAAGAAGACACAGAUAUACACAGCAGGCUCCCAGGGCAGGCAGCUUCUGAGAGCCCCUGAGCAGUCCUGCAUUACAGAAUCUUUCCCACACUACUUGGAAAUAGACACGAUAUGUAAGUUUACAUAGCAUUGUGAUUCUUAAGAGUAGGAGACUCUCAAAGGAAAAGCAAUUAACAUUCAUUUUCUUCCUGGUGCAUACUGGUCCCUAGGUGAGCAGUUAAGGUCUCCAAGGGCAUUUUUAUCACAGUACUGCUUUAAAAAUCUAAGGUUUACAUAGUUUAUCUACUUCUAGAGAUUAAUUUAGACACUGUAAAAUCAGUCUCAAAUGCAACGCAAGGAGAUUAAGCUCAAAAGCAUGUGUAAAUUGUCCUUUAAACUCUAUGUUGCUUGCAGAUAAGUAAGGAUCAUACUCCAGUCAACCUUUUCGUCAUUUUUUCUGAGGGAACCAGAGUCUUUAAAAUUUCCAAGCUAGAUUUUGUUUUGUUUUGUUUUGUUUUUUUAAGGAGUGGGAGGUCUGUAUAGAUUACAGAUAUAAUUUAUUGUGAUAACAAAUGGCUUCCUCUUCACGACCUCAUUUCCAGGUGCAGCAUCGGUGGUAGAUUUCACAGAUGUACAUCUACAUGCAUUCUUUGACCUGUUGCUAGAAAGGACCCAAUUUCUGAAAACUCUGCUCACCAUGGGCAUUAUGAUACAAUCUAUGGCAACCGGAAAAAAAAAAAAAAAAAAGGUGGGGGGGGGGACUCUGGUCAUUUAAAGUUUUAUUUUCUAUUUGUGUUAUGUCUAACUUCAGUUAUCUUGCUACAUUUAAAUCUCUUUGUGUCUGCUGUUGGAAUCUGAAAAUAAUGAUUCUCUACCUAAAUUAAGAGUCACAAUCUAGAAUGGUUAACUAGCCAAUGGACUUGUAAGACUUCUCACCUAAAGCCAGAGGAAGAAAACUUUAAGUAGGGAAAUAUUAAAGGCAGCUCAUUAAUUCUUUUGCAUUAAAUGAAGAUCAGGUAAGCGUUAAAAUAUAAGAGAAAGGAAGGAGUCUUACCAUGAAUUAUACCUGGAGAUAAUUACUCUUAGGAUGAAUAAUUAUUUCGUAGCAUUUUCUCUUUUAUCUAACAUUUAUGAUAUCUUUAAUAUUUUAAGAUAAGGUAAGUAAGGGACAGAUAUGUUAACUGAACUUGAGGAGUACCUUGAUUUGUAUUUCCUAGAACAUCAAAAGAUAUUAGUUAGAGACUUUUCUUUCAUAAUAUUGAGGAUAUUAUGAAUUUGGAGGAUUAUAGCAAAAUUCCUGUUCAGUUCAUCUUACAACAAAAUUUUGUGGAGUGAGGAAUCAGCCUUUUCUUGACUUAGGUAAUGCAUAAUGUGAAGGGCUCCCUCCCACUACAGGAAUUUAAGCAAAUUAGAACAGCUGUACUCAAGCAGUUUCUUAGUCCAGAGAAGUUUACAGCAUCUUGUGUUGUGAAAUCAACAACAAAAACAGUAAGCCUUGAGUUUUUACUUUGGAGCUCCUUGGCUCUUAGUUCAAAUUUUGGAAUCAUGCCGAUUGCCUUUUCAGGUGGUGAAUCAAUUUAGAACAUAAACUAUAGUGUAGCAUGGGGAAUGGUCUUGAACGAUUAUUGAACUAAUCAACAGCUUUUUAUCCUUGUCCAUAAAAUAGGAAAAAUAAAUACCUUCCAUAAUUCCUAAGAGGCUUAUUAGCAUUCUGCACCAAACAUCCACAGAGUUCCUGGCCCAGUGCUUGACAAAUAGGUACUGAGUGCCUUCCUCUCUUCCAUUUUUUACUCUGUGAUUUCCUCUUAUAUGAAAGAAACUACCUUAAAACUGACUAGAAAACUCCAGCAUAAAUUGACAUGUCCUUAUUGCUGCCUUAGACCCACUGAACAAGGCCCCUUUGCUUUCUUUUAGAAAGGAUAGAAAGGUUACAGUGGCCACUCACAGUAGGAAUUCAGUAAAUGUUUAUUGAUUGAAUGAAAAGAAUGUGAUUUUUUAAAAACAGUGAGCAAAUGUGUAAGGCCAGCACUUUUCAAGGCUGAGGAAAUAGUCCCAUAGACACAUAGGAAGGUAUUUCUUCAACUUUCUUCUUUUUUUACAGCUUUAGAUUUAUAAAUUUGGUGUAUAGGUUAGUGAGUAGUAUAUAUGAUUUUGUGACUGUGAUUUACAAAUUAGGAGUGCAAAUGGGCAUUUCCCCGUAGAUUCUUCUGGGAUAAAUCCAGCAAGGUACCUGGCAGAUGAUGGCAGAUCAACAAACUUUUCUAUGUGAGGAGAAACCAGAUGUACCAGUGACUAGGAAGCACCCGCCAGAAAACUGAGCUGAGCCUAUCUGGAUUAUUCUCUGGAAAGAGUCUGACUGCUGUAAACAGGUUCCUUGCCUGGGCAUUGAAGAAUAACAAAAAGAGAGGUUAAAGAAAAUUACAUUUUUAGACAAAAUAUUUGGUUUAUAUAAAUUCUUACAUGUAAUAUUAAAUUAGGUAUCAAAACAUCAGGGUCAGGCAGGUAGAAGGUUUCUGAAUUUCAAAGUAAAAUAGGGAAUAAACAAUAGAAUAUUAUAUCCAGAGACAUAUACAGGAAAUGAGCAAGAGCCUGACCUUAAAUUGCCAGUUCUCUGUUCAGACCAGGGGCCAAGUAAUAGGCAAUGCUUAGAAGUCAGUUGACAACUUGUGCUUUGACCAAAGCAUCUUUAAUAACAGAUGCUGUAUUAAACAAAGUAAGUAGUACAGCACAGAGCCAAUCAAAUCAGCUAGGUUUUCUCUUUCUGAAGUUUCUAGAUUCUUCGCAAUCUCAGUGGUCAUCGGUUAGAUAUUCCUACAUCAGAUGUUUUACACUAUCAGAUUCUUUGAUUAGAAAAUUGUCGUUAACAUCAUAUUAUUAACCUCUAGGAUAUAAAAUCAAAUUUCUAUUCCGUGAUCACUGUGACAGGUAUUUCCAUGAAAGGUACACAUAAAAAACAAAACGGUAGUA
This is a messenger RNA of Lynx canadensis (Canada lynx), 4731 nucleotides long. RefSeq names its product sterile alpha motif domain containing 5 (gene SAMD5). Bases 237 to 755 code for a protein of 172 amino acids. The record is from RefSeq and is a predicted model, not a curated record. The transcript is spliced from 2 exons. Gene Ontology annotation, molecular function: protein binding. Lineage: Eukaryota; Metazoa; Chordata; Mammalia; Carnivora; Felidae.